CGGUAACCAUGUCCUCCAUGUAUUCGUCAACCGGCCUCCCCACGGAAAUCCGGUACAACCCUCACCGUCGAACCCGACCAAGUGCGCACCGGAUUCGUGAAAGCCUGACGAGCCGGUUCGCUAAGUGCCUCUGCUCCAUUCUUCUUACCCUCGUCCUCGUUGCAGGCAUCAUCGUCUUCAUUCUCUGGCUCAGCCUCCGGCCUCAUCGACCCCGAUUCCAUCUCGUCGCGUUCGCUGCCCCCGGUGUCGCCACCCCGGCCGGUCUAUCCGGCUCACCCAUUUCCUUCAAUGUGACGGACCGGAACCCAAACGCGAAAAUUGGCAUUUAUUACGAUGCCAUGUUCGGUACGGUCUACUACAGGGACCGGCUGGUCGGGUCCGGGCCGGUCAUGUUCCCCUUCUUUCAGCCUCCGAAGAACACCACGCUGAUAACUGGGCAGCUGAGUGGGGCGGCGAUCGAGGCUGGGGGCACGUUAUCGUCGCAAUUGUCGGCGGACGCGGCGGCCGGCCGCGCCGAGCUGCGGCUCGAGCUCAACUCGACCAUCCGGUUCAAGGUGAAGGCAUGGGACACCCACCACCAUCAUUUGCAUGUGGAGUGCGACCUGGUCGUGGGCUCGGAUGGAAGUAUACUGCCGGAGUCCAAUAACAUCAAGUGCCCCAUCUAUUUCUAAGAUCUGUAGCAUUAAACCUUUAUCAGGAAUCAUCUGUUGAGUUUGUGCGUAUGCAUCCUCUUGCAUCUAUCUUUUUCUACUAUGUUGUAGAUUAAGUUCA
Messenger RNA from Musa acuminata subsp. malaccensis (wild Malaysian banana), 771 nucleotides. Its product is annotated as NDR1/HIN1-like protein 13. Gene Ontology annotation, cellular component: plasmodesma; plasma membrane. Lineage: Eukaryota; Viridiplantae; Streptophyta; Magnoliopsida; Zingiberales; Musaceae. Gene Ontology annotation, biological process: defense response to other organism. The record is from RefSeq and is a predicted model, not a curated record.